Diabrotica virgifera virgifera (western corn rootworm) is the source of this 576-nucleotide messenger RNA. RefSeq names its product protein GVQW3-like. Gene Ontology annotation, molecular function: nucleic acid binding. Lineage: Eukaryota; Metazoa; Arthropoda; Insecta; Coleoptera; Chrysomelidae. The record is from RefSeq and is a predicted model, not a curated record. The transcript has 3 exons. The coding region runs from base 1 to 576 and encodes 191 amino acids.
AUGUGUGACGAAAAACAUGAGCAACGGAUUAAUGUGAAGUUUCUCGUUAAAUUAAAAAAAACUCCGACUGAGUGCUAUAAUUUGUUGAAAGAGGCCUAUGGUGAGAAUUCUCUAUUUCGUGCGCGUGUUUUCGAAUGGUAUAAACGGUUUUCUGAAGGCCGAGAGAGCGCCGAAGAUGACCAACGUCCAGGUCGACCUGUCUCUGUUUCAACUCCGCAAACAGUGACCAAAAUAAAUGAAAUUGUGCGCGGAGAUCGUCGUAUGAGCAUUCGGAUGAUUGCUGAGACUGACAACGCACCUGCCCAUAACGCGCUGUCUGUGAAGCGUUAUUUAGCCGCUAGAGGCAUUCCAGUGUUUGAACACCCGCCGUACUCGCCUGAUGUAGCACCUUGUGACUUUUUCCUGUUUCCGAAGAUCAAGUCUGCCUUAAAAGGAAUCCGGUUUGAGUCGAUGGAAGAGGUGAAGCGAAAAACGGCGGAGCUCCUAAAAGCUCUAACAAAAGAAGACUUCCAGCAUUGCUUAGACCAAUGGAAAAAACGAAUGGAACAGUGGUAUAUUAACCUUCUAGAAAGAUGA